Molecule: messenger RNA, 1494 nt
Organism: Scheffersomyces coipomensis
Lineage: Eukaryota; Fungi; Ascomycota; Pichiomycetes; Serinales; Debaryomycetaceae
Gene: HSM3
Product: Hsm3p
Exons: 1
Coding region: 1-1494 (497 amino acids)
Source: RefSeq, a predicted model, not a curated record
AUGCUGGAAGGAUUGGAUGAUGAGGUUAGUAGUAGAGUUCUACUAAACCUUCAAGCAAGUUAUGAUGCUAAAGGACCAGUUGAUCUUAAGUUAAUUGAUGAUUUCAUUCCUAUUAUUAAUACAACUAUCAUUGAUAAUAAUUCAUCAUCAUAUUUAUCAAUUAUAAAUCAAAUCUUAAUCGAUGAAUCAUAUCAUAUCAUCGAUCCUCAUCAUAUUUUGAUUCCAUUAUUGGAGAAAAUCCUUUCAUAUAUCUCAUUCCAACAAAUUGUAUCUAUCUAUUCAACCGAUUAUAUCAUGGUUAAUUUGUUAGAGAAUAAGAAUAUCGAAAUUAAUAAAUUGAUUCUUUCAUUAAUCAAUCGUAAAUUGAAUGAAAUUGAAACCAUUCAAUUUCUUGAAUCUAUAUCUUAUCAAUUGAUUCAAGCUUAUUUAACCAAUAGAUCGUUGGAUUUAUCGAUUGUGAAUCAAAUUGAAUUAAUUAUUCAAAAUUUAAUCGAUUAUAAUCAUCAUGAUUUACUUAAUAAAAUGUUAAAUUAUAAUGAUUUAUACAAUACAGUGAGAUCAAAUGAAGAUGAAACCCUUUUAUUGGCUCGAUUUCUUGAUUAUUUAUUAAUUUUAAUUCCAUAUAUCAUCGAAAGUGAUCAAGAAAAUUCAUUAAAUAAACAUUAUUAUCAAUAUAAUGUUGAUAAUUUUAAAAUUGAUCCAUUAUUUUUAAUAUUAUUAAUUCAAUUCUAUGAAAAAUUAAUCCAAAAGUUGAAAUCAAGUUCUAAAGAUUUAAUAAUAUUUAGAAAUAUUGAAUCAAUUUUAAUUCAAUUAUUCUCGGAUUAUAUUGAUGCUAAAUUUGAUGAUUUUAUAAAUGAUGAAAUUAUAAAUGUCCUUAUUAAAUUAUCAUAUAUUGAUCAAACUGAUAAUGUUCAAAUCCAUCAAUUCACAAAUAAAUUAUUAUCCACCACUAAUAUCCUUAAAUCUUAUAAUCUUUUGAAAGUAUAUGAAUAUAAUUCAUCCGAUUUGAAAAUCCUCAGUUUCAUAAAUGCAAAUGUAUUAAUUGAAUUCAAUGAUCAAGUAUAUGAAGAAAUCAUUGUUAAUUUAAAUCUUUUAUCGAAUAAAUUAUAUUUCCCCAUUCUCAUAAAUUUAAUCCCAUCAUCUCAAUUAUUUGAAAAAUUAAUCCAAAAUUCACCUUAUUUGAGUUCUAAUUCAUUAUCGAAACUUUCUACUGAUAGAUUAUUUCAAAUUUUAUUACAAGUUUCAAAUUUCAAUCAUAGUAAACAAUAUUUGUUUAAUAAUUUACCAUCGAUAAUUAAUGAUCAUUUAAUUUCAAAUGAUAAAGCAUUUAUAAAUAAUGAUUUAUAUCAUUUAAAAAUUGAAAUCUUAUCUAAUUUAUUACAUGAUAUUAAUGAUGAUAAUAUUUGGAAAUCAAAUUUAUCAACCUCCUUACAAGAAUUAAAAGUUGGUAAAAAAAUUACACCCCAAGUUGAUAUUAUUGAUGAAACUAUUUAG